UAGCUAUAAAGCCAGGCUCUCAGCCGUCGGCGAUUCAGUUUGAAACUUUUACUUCGCCGCGAUAUAUUCCAAUAUGCUCAAGUAUCUGAUCGUCGCUCUGGCCCUGUGCGCUGUGGCCCAUGCCGAUGACUGGAAGCCAAAGACCGGCGAGGAGAUCAGGCAAAUCCGCGUGGAGUGUCUCAAGGAGACUCCGCUGAGCAGCGAAGCCAUAUCCCAGCUUAAGAACCUGAUUUUCCCCGAUGAACCAGAUGUACGCCAAUACUUGACCUGCACCGCCACCAAGUUGGGCAUCUUCUGUGACCAGCAAGGAUACCAUGCCGACCGCCUGGCCAAGCAAUUCAAGAUGGACCUGUCCGAGGAGGAGGCUCUGCAGAUCGCCCAGGGCUGCAUCGACGACAACUCCCAGAAGAGUCCCACGGACGUGUGGGCCUUACGGGGACACCAGUGCAUGAUGGCCAGCAAGAUCGGGGACAAGGUCAAGGCCUUCGUGAAGGCCAGACAAGAGGAGGCCAAGAAGAAUGCUUCUGCCUAAAAGUCCUCUUGUUUGAUUGACAAGAUUGAAAACAAAGAUAAUGAUGUAAAAGAAUAAUAAAAUAGGUUAAAAAUAUAAAA
Molecule: messenger RNA, 612 nt
Organism: Drosophila eugracilis
Lineage: Eukaryota; Metazoa; Arthropoda; Insecta; Diptera; Drosophilidae
Product: general odorant-binding protein 99a-like
Exons: 2
Coding region: 74-532 (152 amino acids)
Biological process (GO): sensory perception of smell
Molecular function (GO): odorant binding
Source: RefSeq, a predicted model, not a curated record